UCAAGAAGAAACGAAAAAUAUGAGCUUGAGUAUGAGGAACAUAGCGUUCGGUACGCUGAUUGUUGCUUCUUCAGUAUUGCUCGUAUGCAGUUUUCCCGAUGGAGCACCAGUGGAUACUUGUGUGAAGCCAUCGAAACCCAACGAGCCGAAUCAUGGUCAAGCGAAGUCGCAACCCGUAGGAUCGAGCCCUUAUACGUUCACCGCCUCGUCAUCGGAAUACGGCCCUGGAUCUCAGAUAACUGUGACCAUCAGCGGCUCGUCGUUCAAGGGAUUCUUCCUGCAAGCACGUGACCCCGAGACAGACAGUUGGAUCGGUUCCUGGGCUCAAACCGAUAACACGAAUACCCACCCCGAGUGCAGCGCCGUGACACACGCCGAUCCUUAUGUGAAACAGCACGCCACCCUUAUCUGGAAUGCGCCGCCCAACGCGCGUGGACGCGUGUAUUUCACGGGUACCAUUUUGAAGGAGUACGCGAAGUAUUGGUCGCAUUUGGUAGCCACAUCGGAGCACUGAGAGGGGUUUCUGCAACUGUAUUCAAUCGAACGAUCCUGCUUUCGAGGCGAAAACGUCGAGAAGAUUCACGAAUGGAACGGAAGGAUGUUACGACACCAUCGAUGGAUACGCUUGGGAACAUCGUGGAACGUACAUACGCGUAUUUUGUACUAUCUUGUAUAUAGAUCUAUUUUGUUACAAGAAGGAACGACUUUAAAUACAGAAGCGCAAAAAGUUCGCACCGACCUUUAUUUCUCUCGCGUUGCAUUGAAACUUUGGUCAUGAAAUAUUAAUGACGUUAAACUGGCCGUUUAUUUUUUGUUCACGCAUAAGAAGCUACUUUCUAGUUUCAUUCGUUACCGACCAGAUCGAUCGUCUCAUUAAGCAAGGGUUCUCGAUCUGUCAGACGCAGUUGCGUAAUCCUCGAUUGAUCGAGGUACAUCACGACUUGUUCGGCGUGCCGCGAUAAUCUGCUCUGCCUUAAGCCGCUUUUCAACUGCGUAAUCGCGUAACGUUCGAUCGGUCGAAUCGAAGUAAAUAAACCGUUGACAAGAAGCAAGAAAAAUCUACUAUAGAAACAAGUUGCGUUGUUCCUUCAUUCAAGGUAAUGUUGCAAUUUUUCACGCUAGGAAAAACUCGAUUCUAAGCAAUCUUAAUAUUUGAUCGUUUCGUAAAGACACCAGGCACUACUGUGCGAUUUCUCAUUGUCGCGAAUGUGGCACAAGGUUCAUCGAAACUACGAUCUUCCGCUGAUGAGUAUGGAAAAUUGAUCACCGGUAAUAAGAAGGGACAUCAUUAGAAUCUUCCGAAACAUCCUCACGACAACAUCUCAUUUAUCAAACAAAGAAGUCGAACGUCACCAACUUAUCCUAACCUAACCAUCGUGUAAGGAACUUUAGCCUCCUGGAAGAUGACUUGCAAUAGAUUCGCUUUUCCACGAACUUGCACAACGUUUACUCCCAAUGAA
Messenger RNA from Eufriesea mexicana, 1460 nucleotides. Its product is annotated as putative defense protein 3. Gene Ontology annotation, cellular component: membrane. The record is from RefSeq and is a predicted model, not a curated record. Lineage: Eukaryota; Metazoa; Arthropoda; Insecta; Hymenoptera; Apidae. The coding region runs from base 20 to 514 and encodes 164 amino acids. The transcript has 3 exons.